AAAGUUUUGGUGUGAAAUGAACGUUGAAGAAUGAUGAAGAAAGGAACACGAAAAGUAGGGAAGUAUGAGGUUGGGCGAACAAUUGGCGAAGGAACAUUCGCCAAAGUUAAGUUUGCGCAUAAUACAGACACCGGAGAGAGCGUGGCCAUGAAAGUUUUGGCCAAAACCACCAUUCUUAAGCACAGAAUGGUUGAUCAAGAGAUAUCCAUAAUGAAGAUUGUUAGACAUCCUAACAUAGUUAGGUGGAAUGAGGUCUUGGCUAGUAGUACAAAGAUAUAUAUUAUUCUUGAGUUUGUAAGUGGAGGAGAACUCUUUGAUAAAAUUGUUCACUGUCAAAGACUACCCGAGAAUGAAUGUAGGCGGUACUUUCAACAGCUUAUUGAUGCUGUUGCUCAUUGUCACAGUAAGGGUGUAUACCACAGAGACCUAAAGCCUGAAAAUCUUCUUCUUGACUCUUAUGGAAAUUUGAAGGUUUCUGACUUUGGCUUGAGUGCAUUACAACAGCAAGGGGCUGGACUUCUCCACACAACAUCUGGAACCCCAAAUUAUGUUGCACCAGAGCUGCUCAGCAACCAGGGUUUUGAUGGCGCGGCUGCUGAUGUGUGGUCAUGCGGAGUCAUUCUCUUUGUGAUAAUGGCUGGGUAUCUUCCAUUUGACGAGAUAGACCUUCCAACCUUGUACAAAAAGAUUAAUGAUGCCCAAUUUUCUUGUCCAUUUUGGUUUUCUUCUGGGCCAAAAUCAUUAAUACAGAAGAUUCUUGAUCCCAAUCCUAUAACUCGUAUUCAAAUUGAGGGAAUUAAAAAAGAUCCAUGGCUUGCGAAGCAUUACGUUCCCGUGAGACCUAGAGAAGAAGAAGUGAAUUUGAAGGAUGUUCAUGCAGCUUUUGAUGACAUUGAGGACCAGUAUGUAGCUGAGCAGUCUAUCGCCGAUGAGGGGGGUCCCCUGAUAAUGAAUGCAUUUGAGAUGAUUACGCUAUCCCAAGGCUUGAAUCUAUCAGCUUUAUUUGACAGGCAACAGGAUUAUGUAGAACGGCAAACUCGAUUUGUAUCACGCAAACCAGCAAGAAUUAUAAUCUCAAGUGUUGAAGCUGUUGCAGAAUCAAUGGGUCUCAAAGUUCAUACACGUAAUUACAAGACAAGACUUGAGGGAAUAUCUGCAAAUAAGGUCGGGCAAUCUGCGGUUGUCCUGGCGGUUUUUGAAGUUGCACCAUCCCUGUUCAUGGUAGAUGUUCAAAAAGCUGCUGGAGAUACUCUUGAAUAUCACAAGUUCUACAAGAAUUUCUGUGCUAAACUAGAAAAUAUCAUCUGGAAACCAUCGGGGGGUCUUGCAACUCCCAGUUUUCUUAGAUCAAUGACUUGCUGAUCCUUUUUCUGUGGAUGUGAUGCAAAUCUUUGAGCAAAUGGGCCUAAGGAAGCUAUUCCUCUUCUGCUAAGCUUCUCCAACCUUCUGUCUUACCAUAAAAUUGUCUGCUGCGUACGAAUCGGUUUCAGGGUUUAUCGA
Durio zibethinus is the source of this 1500-nucleotide messenger RNA. RefSeq names its product CBL-interacting serine/threonine-protein kinase 24-like. NCBI's taxonomy places the organism in Eukaryota, Viridiplantae, Streptophyta, Magnoliopsida, Malvales, Malvaceae. The record is from RefSeq and is a predicted model, not a curated record. Gene Ontology annotation, biological process: protein phosphorylation; signal transduction. Gene Ontology annotation, molecular function: protein serine/threonine kinase activity; ATP binding.